This is a messenger RNA of Artibeus jamaicensis (Jamaican fruit-eating bat), 1794 nucleotides long. RefSeq names its product vomeromodulin-like. The coding region runs from base 1 to 1794 and encodes 597 amino acids. Lineage: Eukaryota; Metazoa; Chordata; Mammalia; Chiroptera; Phyllostomidae. The transcript has 14 exons. Gene Ontology annotation, biological process: sensory perception of smell. The record is from RefSeq and is a predicted model, not a curated record.
AUGCUGACCCUCUGGGCCCUGGUCAUCACACUAGCUGCCCAGGCAGAAGCAGUUGACCCGCUGAGCCUUCCUUCUGGGUUGCCAAAUCUUUCUGGAGGAAGACCCAUUCUACAAUCUGGACAGUUCCUCAGAUAUCCCGCAAUUCCAAAAGAAUCUCCAUUCAUAAAAUAUCUAUCUGAGACUCCAAAACCCAGUUGUUCCCCUGUGGCCAAGUUCUUCAUGUCUAGCAGCCAGCUCAAUGAUUAUCUGAACAGCACUCUGCCCCCGCAGAUUGAGGAGAUACUCAAGUGUAAAGAAGUGGACCUGGCUGGUUUGCUUGGGACAGUGUUAGAAACAGUAUCGAACUUGGACUUGCAGUCUCUCUUAGACCUCACUUCUCUUCUCAAUAUCCUUGGUGGUGGUGGCCAGAGUGGUCCCCAGGACAAGGGGACCAGCAGCAAGUCCUCAAAUCUCCCAUUGCCAUCACUCUCAAAAGCUACUGAUGCUGUCAGUAACCUGAUACCCUUGGCCCAAGGGAUCCUGGGAAGCCUAUCAUCCAAUGGUGCAAAGAGGGAUCCUGGAAGAAAAGCUGGCUCUUCUCUCCUCUCUAACCUCCCCCUGAGUGGUGUGCUCAGCCAAGUCAGUGAACCCCUGAGUGGUGUGCUCAACACAGUGGGCGAGGUCACAGAAUCCACCGAGGGCAUACUGAACAGUGUGGUGCCGGGUGGCAUCAGUGAUGCACUCUCGGGCCUGCUCGGAAAUAUUAACCUGAAAGAUCUCCUGCUGGGAUUAGAGGUUCAAAAAGCAACGGUGGAAGACAUGAUGUCAGAGAUGACAGACCAAGAGAUCCUUGUCCAAGCCUCAACUACUGCCUUCAUUGGUGGAAAAGGCCUAGUAGGACCUGUUAUCAGCCUCCUGGGAUUUCAAGUAAAUGGGGACGUGACUCUGAAAAUUGGGAUUUCCACAAACAGCACCCAAUGUGUCAACCUCCAAGUCCAGGACAUUGACAUCAAGGUCAACAAAGUGUACCUUCAGUUGGUGAAGACGGUCACAGAUACUUUGCCUCUUUCUGUCCCUGUGCCCUUGGAUGACAUCAUUUCUCAACUGCUGACAGUUAAAUUGCAAGAAAAUUUGAAAGAAGCAAAAUCAUGUGACAUUGAUCUCAGUGAUUUCACCGAAUGCAAAAACUCUACUUGGUUGUUCAAAUACUAUAUUAGAAGUCUCCAGGCAUCUGAACAAGGUCUUUCAAUCUUCUACUGUGCUUUCUUUAACGGGAAAGUCCUGAAACCCAGUAGUCUCCUUCCUCCAGAUCCUAAAAAUGCCAACAUUGCCAUAACUCUAUCGAACACAAUGCUCAGGGAAAUCAUCACUGUCAGUGCCGAGCAGAGCUCCAUCAAGAUCAAUAACCUGACUGCACGCAUCACCAGAAUAUCGUACUUCAGCCUGCCAGGCAACAAAAUCCAAGUCACCUACUGGGUUAACGUGAAUGAGGAUGGUGAGAUCUUUGCCCAAGGGCUAACGAGGUUUCUCAUCUCCUAUGCAUGCAAGAUUUUAAAAGGAACAUUGAUGGCAGACCUCAGGAUUCUAAGAUUUAUGCACAGCACGAACCCCCCGGAGGCUAUGGAUGAGGUAAAAGAUGUGAUGUCUGCAGUUAUGAAGAAGUUUGUAUCUACCAUUGCUGAAUUUUCCAAUCUAUGGAAUAUUCCACCAGGAAUAACGUCAAAUCUUCUAACCAAUGCCAAGGUUGAACUACUUAACUCGGACCAGAUGGAGCCAGUGGGCCCUGGCAUCACAGGCAGCUCCAAGCUGCGCUAA